GAGUGUUUAGCGACUUGUCACGCUUAUUGUUAUGUAUUGCGAUGAAUGAAGAGCCGAAUGGCACCAUGCUAUCACUUGUGUCUAGCGCGCUGCGUUGUCGAGUUACUGAGAAACUAACAGUGAGAAUGCCUCGAGUUGUUUCUGAUCAAAGGGCAAAGUUUGAAAACGACGAACUGUUUAGAAAACUCAGUCGUGAAAGUGAGGUGAGGUAUACGGGGUUUCGGGACAGACCCCACGACGAAAGGCAGUUACGUUUUCACACAGAAUGCCGGGAAGGUCACGCCGAUGUGGCUUUCACAGCUACUGGCACAAAUCUCCAGCUGAGUUUUGCGGCCAAUGCAUGGUCGGAUAAACCGGAGGACAGAACACCCACUCAAGAAUUUGUCAAUUUCGACCGGGAACCAGGGAAGGUGCAUUUGAAGUCCCAGUUUAUCAUGAACGGUGUGUGUGUGGUGUGGCGAGGAUGGAUCGACCUUCAACGACUUGAUGGAAUUGGGUGUUUAGAGUUUGACGACGACAGAGCGGAGGUUGAAGACGCAAUACUGAGAGAGCAAAUCGACCAAUACAAUCGACGGUUGCGGGAGUUUGAGGAGCGGCAAAGGCAGUACCGCCAAGACCAAGAGAGGCAGGCAGAGUCGGAGGCAGAGCAGGAGAGACAAAUGCUCGUUAGACUUGAGACUGGGGACUAUUAUCAAACACCCUCGUCGCAGAACGGAUUCCCUCGCCACAGAACACAGAGGUCCGAGAAAGAUUAUCGGAUACGUACAAAAGCCGACAGCAGGAUCGAGGUUCCAAUCCGAGCCCCUCAGAAACGAGCAGCAGUGAUUGACGCUCAGCGAUCGCCAUGGAAACCAAGCCUGUACAUAUUGUAACAUAGACCUCCGCGGGAGACUAACUUAUUCUAUUUUUAAUGUCAAUUUUUAUGAAAAUAUUGACGAAAAUAGAGCAUUGAUAUAAAUAGCCUGAAAGUAUAGAAUAUUUUUUGAAAAAUAUUUGUUGUAAAAACUGUGGAACCAAAGGUUGUGUGCGGAAAAGGUCAUGUGACCUGGACGUGGGUGUAAUUAUCAAGCUAUUUAAUUACCGGUGAUUUAACAACCACAAUGUAUGUACAUGGAAUUUCAGCAGAGCGGAAACUGUCGUCUACUUGUUUGGAUAAUGGUACGUUAAUGACCAGUUGCAAGAAAUGCAACUUGUAAGGAAUCUCAUUUUUAUGUCUGUGGCCAUACUUCCAUCUCAGUUUCAGAGACAUUCCAUGCGUGAAUGUUGUUACUGUGUGUAUUCAAUGGUACUGUUACAUAUGAGAUACAUAUACUACUAAAAAAAAGUUAAGGACCACCCGAUUCUUUUAUAUUACUAUAGUUUUUAAUCUGUUCUAGCAUGACUGAUUCAUUUAUAGUAAUUUGAAAGAAUUGUUCUUAAUUUUAUUUGAGUAGUAUAAUAUGACUUUCCACUAAAAAAAAUAUGACAAUAUGUUGUAAUGAUGAAUGUAUAACAUGACUAGAAAAUGUUGAUAUUUAUUACACUGUGUUAUGUUUGGUCAGUAAGUUCUGGUGGAUUUUGAGGGCAUAACAAUAAAAAUGCAUGUUAUGAAAUGAUAUUGUAUGCUUGUUAAGAGGUGCAUAUUGUUAUAAGUUAUUUUCAUAAAUGAAUUUUGUUAACAGAAUGAAAUGUUAUUUGCUCAAUAAUGUAGCCAAAGUCCAGCCAUUAUCAGUAUCAAUUUUUUAGUUUUUAAGAUUAUGUUUUGAAAAAACACAAAAAACCGUCAAUGCCAGUAGGGCACAUUACUUUAAUAUAAGAAGACUGGGGCACAUUACUUUGAUAUAUGAAGACUGGGGCACAUUACUUUGAUAUAAGAAAACUGGGGCACAUUACUUUAAUAUAUGAAGACUGGGGCACAUUACUUUGAUAUGAGAAGACUGGGACACAUUACUUUCAUAUGAGAAGACUGGGGCACAUUACUUUGAUAUAAGAAAACUGGGGCACAUUACUUUAAUAUAUGAAGACUGGGGCACAUUACUUUGAUAUGAGAAGACUGGGGCACAUUACUUUGAUAUAAGAAAACUGGGGCACAUUACUUUAAUAUAUGAAGACUGGGGCACAUUAUUUUGAGGUAAGACUGGGGCACAUUUAUUUGAUAUAUGAAGACUGGGGCACAUUACUUUGAUAGGAGAAGACAGGGGCACAGUACUUUGAUAUGAGAAGACUGGGGCACAUUACUUUGAUAUAAGAAAACUGGGGCACAUUACUUUAAUAUAUGAAGACUGGGGCACAUUAUUUUGAGAGAAGACUGGGGCACAUUAUUUUGAGGUAAGACUGGGGCACAUUUAUUUGAUAUAUGAAGACUGGGGCACAGUACUUUGAUAGGAGAAGACUGGGGCACAUUACUUUGAUAGGAGAAGACUGGGGCACAUUCCAUGGAGGUAAUUCAAUAUGCUCGUGUAGGCUGUUGAAACUGGGCCAUCUACAGUCACAAGGUACACAGUAGAUCUAGCAUGCCAAUGCCUGUUACCCCAGAGCUUGUUUGGCUUAAAGGCAGUCCAGAGGAUUAAAGGUACACAUGUCGGCCUGUCACACUACACUAAAAUUCCUGGGUUUGGUUCCAAUAUGGUUGUAAUUGUAAAGCCAAUUCUUGGUGGACCUCAUUCAACAAAAUUUGAUUUAAUCCCCUUAUCCAUCACCGGUUGUGCCCCUAUGAUAGUAGAAGAUAUAGGCGCUAGCACGGCAGUCUAGGUACUUGCAAUGAUAUGUGGCUCCUGAGAACCUCUGUUCUUUUCCCUGUUAAUACAAUUACAAAUAUGGCAGAAAAAAUAGACUUAAAAAUUAAAUGUUGGGUGUUUGAGUAUUUUAUUAUCGAAUUAGUUUUGUAAGGAACAAAUCAGGGAUGUGUGAGUCAUGAGCUUAAUAAGAAAGUUGUUGGGUAAACCUCACCACAGUGUUUAUUUGUUUUGCCUGAUUAUGACACAUUAUUUUUGUAAGAAAAUAGAGGUAAAUCAGCUUGAAAACCUGUGCCUAGCACUUGAUGCUAUAUCUGGAGUGACACAGUGUGGGUUUCUAUUUGGUUGUUAUGUUCAGAGUAUAGGUCUCGUAUGUAAGUAUUGGUACCAUGUGUUGGAAGUAUUUUGGUAUGAAAAUAAUCAUUGUAUCAUUUCAAAGUAAUGUUGAUUUUUAAAUACGAAUGAUAUCAUAUUGUUAGCUUGAAAGAAUAAUGUGUGUAGUUUGUCCUACCCUCGUAUGUGGCCACGGGUGGCCCUGUCAUGUAAGGUGAUGUACUUCGCUGUGCAGAUUGUGGGUUCGAAUCCCGAUUUGCCCUGAUUUUGUUUCUAGGUUUGUCAGCACCAUACCCGUGCUCGUGGGUUCCACCAAAGUUGUAAACGUCAAAUACCUGCAUCACUCUGGGCUUUCCUCCCACAUUAAGCUGACACGCCAUGAUAUAACUGGAAUACUGUUAAAAGCGGCGUUAAACCCAACUCACUUACCCUCAUAUAAUAGUCAGUGUCCGAAUUCAGUGUGUUACUUUCUGAAUCUCAACACAAGAAUAGAGGUUACAGUUACUUUCAUAUCAUAUAUUUAUGAAAAUAUUUUUUCGGAGUACCUAUUAUGAAAUAUUUGAUGCCACAUUGUUAUGAAAGGAAUUCAUCGUCCAAGGUUUUACUUGAACCUGACUGAUUUGUGCCGUGACAACUGCAGUCUCUCCAUGUACUGCUGUGUGAUUGUCCACAGGUCAGACAAACUUGAUAACUAGUUCAUACUUCCACCCUUAACAUACAUGAAGGCAGGAGUGGAAAUUAAAAUUAAAAUUUUAAAAAACCUAGAUGACAAUAUGUAGUUAUGCGUUGUGCACAUUUCAUGCCCCUUUGGGGUUUCAUAUUUUAUGUGAAAAAGCAAACUUAACAUUUCAGGUAUAUAUAGUCAAAAUGUCAAUUUUGAGAUGCUAGACACAUAUUACUAGACAUGGUUAUUCCCUAUGAGGGGAUGAAGGGGGGGGGGAUCUGACGGGUGGAUCUGUAGCAAGUUAUUAAGUUGGUCUGGCCUUAUAUGUUAUUUAUUUAUGCAGCUGAGUAUGGCUCACUCCAGUUGAUGUUGUUUUGAUAGAUAUCAAAACAAACUAUUCCAAGGAAUGUUGGUUGAUAAUCAACUGAGGGGAUAUAUGAAACUUAGGCUGAUAUUCCUAGAGGUUAGUUAGCACUCAGCAAAAGCCCUAUACUGUUUGAUUGUAGGGAGUUAUGUGACUGUAUUCCCGACUUAGACAAUGUGCAACAUUGUUGUAAAUGUUGCACUAUGAUAACUUCACAUUAGAUGGUUCUAGCACAUGGACUUGAGCAUUAUUCCUAUGCUUAUGGAUGUAGUUACACCUGGUGCAACCUGUUUUUAAAGUUGCACACUUCCAGCAAGUUUACAUGCACUUGUGCAACCUGUAAAAUUGAAAUUGCACUGUUAUUAGGUAGUGAACACAAACCCUCAUGGCGAACUUGGUUCUAGUCUUCUGACAAGCAUUAUCAUCAAAGCAUUGUGUGGAAUAAUCCAUUAUUCAUUAUAAGCAAGAAAUUGCUUAAGUCAAAUAUUUUUGCAUUUCUUAGAUUUUGACAUGUUUCUAUAGUUUUCAGUUUUACAAAAAUAUAUGUUUAUUGAAAUAUUACUUUUAUAUUUUGUCAUUAUCCUUUUGGACAAGUCUAUGUUUUUUAUACUUAUGUUCUAGGUGAAAGAUUAGGUCAGAUUGUUUCUUUAGUUCUGAAAGCUUUCAUUGCUUUUGAGAAAUAGAUAGUUCUUGUUUUUAAAUGAACUUAGUAUAACUAUUUUUGUUUAUUAUUUAAUUUCCCGUAUCCUAAAUUAUUACCAGUAUUGGCUUAGAAUAUGAUAAACAAGAUGUAAUGAUAAACCAAGAUCUCUUGUGACGUCCAGUGUGACAUUGCGCGAUGUGUGACAUAUUAAUGUGUCACACAUGUAGUCAGUUGUGUCACAUAUUCUAUUCUAACAUCUGCAUAACAUUUUACAAUACGGACGUGUGCAAUCUGUGGAUCGUGAGGCCCUGCAGCUGGUGGGCGGUCAGCUAGAGUCAGCUGAUACUAGUGAGUCAGCAUGUUAUGGUUUAUCGGACAUUGUGAUUCAAUGAUUUCUCUCUCACUUUGGUAUUGGUUCUUGGCCCCAUUUAACAAAGUCAUUUUUGCGCUUUUGGACUAUUGUAAGCUUGUUGUGAGAUAUAGAAGAUGUCUAAAUUGUAAGGCUUUAAGGAGUAGUAGUUAAUUCAUCAGAAGCAUUCCGUAAAGCAGUUCUGAUUCAUAUAUAUAUGUUAAGGUAAAGCAAUUUACAUGAUUCAUAUAUAUGUGUUUAGGUGAAGCACUUCUGAUUCAUAUAUAUAUAUGUGUUUAGGUGAAGCACUUCUGAUUCAUAUAUAUAUAUAUGUGUCAACGAAAAGCAUUUGCAUUGUCAUAUAUAUGUCCUAAGUUAAAACAAUUCUGAUUGUCGUAAGUCUGUGUUAAAGUGAAACAGUUGCAACUAUCGUAAGUCUGUUAUCAGAAGUAUUGUAUCAGCUAUCUCACAUGCAGUUGUGAUGAUCACAGAGCUUUGUCAAAUAUGACAAUUAUAAAUGAAAAAAAAGUAAACAACAAAAGAAAGAAAGUAGACUUUAUUCCAAUUUUAGAAAGUCAAUUAAAUCCCAUAAUGGUUAUUUCCAACAUGUUUUAUUUCAUGGGAUGGAAAACAUGCCAUUGCUGUAUGCAGCAUAGAGUGGGAUGAGACUAUGUUGCCGUGUGUCGUGAUCCAUAUUUCCCCUUCUGUCUGUGCAGCCAUGAACUCUAUACCUAUCAGUGCCUUAUUGUUCUCUCGUUCCCUGUUGAUGUUAUUGUUAUACUUUUUUCUCUCGUUCAUGGCUUGGAACACUUCGUGUUGAAUCGAGAUUCUUGCUCUCACUCACACAUUGUCUGCCAUGGCUUGGAACAGUUCCCAAUGAAUUGAGAUGCUUGUUCUAGCUCAUGUAUUGGCCGACGCGGCUUAGAAUACUUCGCGAUGAAUCGAGAUGCUUGCUCUCACUCAACUCAUUCAUUGGCUCACACGGCUUGGAACAGUUCACAAUGAAACAUACUUCCAUCACGAUACACUAAAUGGGAUGGAUUGUGCUGGUUGUGAUACAACAAAAUAUUAUUCAAAAUUGUUUCAUCAUUUAUCUUUUCUGUUCUUUUGCGCAUGAUUAAAUUAAAUUCAACAUCCCUCUAUCUAACAUGCAGUGUUAUAGGUAAACAAGUUCUACAGCACAGUGUAAACAGCAGGACAUUAAUACUCAUCAUUUAUGCUGAUUUAGACUUGUUCGAACUCAUGAACACUUCUUGUUGCGUCACUCUAUUGUUCUAACCGUGUAUUAUUUCCCACUAACACUUUCCUCCAACUAGCUGAAAUCUCCCGUCAACAUGAACUAUUCCACUGUCAUUGUGCAUUUCUGCAUGAUUCGUUCACGAUGUGCAUCAACUUUUGUACCCACGACAUCUCAAACUGCACUUAAAACUGCCAGUUCCACUUUGACGUGUAGUUGGUUGCGUUUGCAAGGUUGCUCCUCGUCAGCGUUGAAAUAUUUAUGUCAAGGAAAAAUAAUACACACUUUAUGUUCUUUCUUCGAUACAUGUGUAGCGGUUCGAAAAAAGAUAUCAUUAUUGGUAUGUUGAAGUUAUCGUAUCGGGAAGUCUGGAUAAGUGCACCCGAAGCCUCUAAAUUCUUCUACUACUACUACUACUACUACUACUACUACUACUACUACUACAACUACUGGGGUUGUUGGGUAGCCUAGUGGUUAAAGCGUUCGCUCAUCACGCCGAAGACCAGGGUUCGAUUCUUGACAU
This is a messenger RNA of Haliotis rufescens (red abalone), 6827 nucleotides long. RefSeq names its product core-binding factor subunit beta-like. The transcript is spliced from 7 exons. Bases 42 to 872 code for a protein of 276 amino acids. NCBI's taxonomy places the organism in Eukaryota, Metazoa, Mollusca, Gastropoda, Lepetellida, Haliotidae. The record is from RefSeq and is a predicted model, not a curated record. Gene Ontology annotation, cellular component: nucleus; core-binding factor complex. Gene Ontology annotation, biological process: regulation of transcription by RNA polymerase II. Gene Ontology annotation, molecular function: transcription coactivator activity; sequence-specific DNA binding.